Talaromyces rugulosus is the source of this 1308-nucleotide messenger RNA. RefSeq lists its product as uncharacterized. The coding region runs from base 1 to 1308 and encodes 435 amino acids. Gene Ontology annotation, biological process: transsulfuration. Gene Ontology annotation, molecular function: transferase activity, transferring alkyl or aryl (other than methyl) groups; pyridoxal phosphate binding. The transcript has 6 exons. The record is from RefSeq and is a predicted model, not a curated record. Lineage: Eukaryota; Fungi; Ascomycota; Eurotiomycetes; Eurotiales; Trichocomaceae.
AUGUCUGAACAGCAGCACUUCGAGACGCUGCAGCUCCACGCUGGUCAGGAGCCUGAUCCUGCGACCAAUUCUCGCGCAGUCCCGAUCUAUGCUACUACUUCGUUUGUCUUCAAUGACUCGGCCCAUGGCGCGAGACUGUUUGGCCUCAAGGAGUUUGGCAACAUCUACUCCCGCAUCAUGAACCCCACGGUCGAUGUGUUUGAAAAACGCAUUGCUGCUCUCGAAGGCGGCGUCGCCGCCGUAGCUGCAUCGUCCGGCCAGGCCGCGCAGUUCAUGGCCAUCUCAGCGCUCGCCCACGCUGGCGAUAACAUCAUCUCCACCACCAACCUGUACGGCGGCACGUACAACCAGCUCAAGGUCUUCCUGCCCCGGCUCGGCAUCCAGACCAAGUUCGUGCAGAGUGACAAGGCUGCCGACUUUGCCGCGGCCAUUGAUGAGAAGACCAAGGCGAUCUAUGUCGAGACCAUUGGCAACCCUCGCUACAACGUGCCUGAUUUUGAGGCUCUUGCCAAGGUGGCCCACGACAAUGGCAUUCCUCUCGUCGUCGACAACACGUUCGGCGCAGGCGGCUACUUUGCGCGUCCCAUCGACCACGGCGCCGACAUCGUCGUGCACAGUGCCACCAAGUGGAUUGGCGGCCACGGCACCACCAUCGGCGGUGUCGUUGUCGACAGUGGCAAGUUUGACUGGGGCAAAAACGCUGCCCGGUUCCCGCAGUUCAACGAGCCUUCCGAGGGCUAUCACGGGCUCAAGUUUUGGGAUACCUUUGGCCCUAUCACGUUCGCGAUCCGCCUCCGAGUCGAGAUCCUGCGAGACUUGGGCUCGACGCUCAACCCCUUUGCCGCGCAGCAGCUGCUACUCGGUUUGGAGACGCUGAGUCUGCGCGCUGAGCGCCAUGCGACCAAUGCGCAGGCCCUGGCGCACUGGCUCGAGAAAAAUGAGAAUGUGAGCUGGGUCUCGUAUCCGGGUUUGGAAAGCCAUGCCAGCCAUGAGACUGCGAAGCGAUACCUGCCCCGCGGCUUUGGCGGCGUCUUGUCCUUUGGAGUAAAAGGCGGUGCUGCUGCUGGUAGCCAGCUUGUGGAUGGAUUCAAGCUGAUUUCCAAUCUUGCCAAUGUCGGCGACUCCAAAACCCUCGCUAUUCACCCGUGGUCGACCACGCACGAACAGCUGUCCGAGCAGGAACGCAUCGACUCUGGCGUGACCGAGGACGCGAUCCGUAUCUCCGUCGGAACUGAGCACAUUGACGACAUCAUCGCUGAUUUCGAGCAGUCGUUCAAGGCGGAGAAGGUACUGGCGGAUAGGACGUAG